Molecule: messenger RNA, 366 nt
Organism: Funneliformis caledonium
Lineage: Eukaryota; Fungi; Glomeromycota; Glomeromycetes; Glomerales; Glomeraceae
Source: the annotation of a GenBank genome assembly
AUGGCACAAAUGGACUCACAAAUAGCACCAAUCUACGAAGGUCUAACGAUAACAGUCGUAGAAAUGACAUUCAUGCAAUCUGUUUUUAUCGGAGGAGUACAUCUGGACGGUGUUAGUAGUGGCAAAAUUAAAAACCUUUUAUCAGAUAUUAUCCAAAUGGAAAAUUGUCAUAUACUAAAGUGCAAGAGCGAAACUUACGGACAUAUACAUUUCAAGACCGAGAAUGAUGCUGGGUUAUUUUUUCAACGUGUUCAAGGACAAACCUUUGAAUUCGAAUAUAAUGAUGAUCCUGGCGAAAUUAAAACAAUUUCAAUUGAAUUUUUUCCGUCAAAAGAAAUAACCAUACUAUUUAUAAGAUUCAGGUAA